Molecule: messenger RNA, 2862 nt
Organism: Stylophora pistillata
Lineage: Eukaryota; Metazoa; Cnidaria; Anthozoa; Scleractinia; Pocilloporidae
Molecular function (GO): nucleic acid binding
Source: RefSeq, a predicted model, not a curated record
UUCGUUUGAUGCUAAAGGAUCGCCCUUGUACAAGGAGAGGGAUCCUAUCAACCAUAAGUUCGAUUUUUGAUCCGCUUGGUUUCGCUGCACCAAUCCUACUAGAGGGAAAGAGCAUCUUGCAAGAUCUGUGUCGUAAAGGCGUGGACUGGGAUGAUCCCAUACCCGACGUGAUUAGGUCAAGAUGGGAGAAAUGGCGAGCCGAGCUUCCUAUUCUUCAACGUUUCUCGAUUCCCAGAUGCUUUAAGCCCAAAAACUUUGGCUCGGUCGUGAGGAAAGAGCUACAUCACUUCUCGGAUGCAAGUACAAAGGGCUACGGUCAAUGUAGUUACUUAAGGCUUCAAGAUGAUUCCGGCAAAAUUUACUGUUCUUUCGUGGCUGGAGAGGCACGAGUGACCCCCCUCAAGCCUGUGACAGUUCCGCGCCUAGAGCUGCAGGCCGCUGUGACUUCAGUAAAGGUUAGCCAUCAGAUACCCCAAGAGUUGAGCCUUAAUGAUGUCCCAGAGUUCUUCUGGUCUGAUAGCAAAGUGGUUUUGGGGUACAUCGCUAAUGAAAGUCGAAGAUUCCACGUCUUUGUAGCCAAUCGAGUUCAGCUGAUUCAGGAUGCGACUUCAGUAGAUCAGUGGAAGUAUGUGGAGUCAAAAUUAAAUCCAGCCGAUGACGCCUCACGUGGGCUUAGUCCAAACGCUCUUCUAACCUCGAAGUGGUUAAAGGGACCAGCCUUUUUGUGGCAAAGCGAAGAUAAGUGGCCGCUUCGCAGAAAUGAAGAGGUACUUGAUUCCCGUGAAGUAUUACCCUCUGAUCCUGAGGUGAAGAUAGCCAUAGUCCUAGCUACAGCGGUAACAAAGAAAGAAUUGAAGAUAGCCGACCGUUUGGAGAGCUUCUCAGAUUGGUUCUGUGCAAAAAGGGCCAUCGCCUUCAGUUUACUUUAUCUACAGAGGCUACGAGAGCGAGUAUCGGUAGAGUGCAAGAGUAACAACAAUCCAACAGUCCAGCAAGAAUUCAUACCUAAAACGUCAAUCCAGGGUGAAGAUCUCCAGAGAGCUGAAAGUGUGAUUGUCAGUUCAGUCCAAUCGGUGGCCUUUCCCGGACUCAAGUCAUUGAACUCCUCACAAGACUUUCAGCCUCCAGGUGAAAGGUCAGCGGUGCGGGAGAGAGUAAGCCGUCUGAAGAAUACCUCUCCUCUUCUUAAGCUGGAUCCAUUUAAGGACGCAGAAGGAGUUAUACGCGUUGGGAGACGCUUGGCAAAUUCUUCCCUCCCGUUUGAAAUGAAGUUUCCUGUAAUUCUGCCCCGGCAAAGCCACGUGACUACCCUCAUUAUCAGAUAUUUUCAUCAGAAAGUUAGACAUCAGGGACGAGGUAUGACGUUGAACGAGAAAAGAGCUAAUGGUUACUGGAUUGUCGGUGGAACGAGUGCAGUAGGAAGCUAUAUAUGGAAGUGCAUCGUUUGCAGAAAACUACGUUCUGAAGUUGCGGAGCAGAAGAUGGCCGAUUUACCAGAGGACCGCUUAGAACCGGCUCCUCCAUUUACGAAUUGUGCCGUCGACUACUUCGGUCCUUUCAUCAUCAAGCAAGGCAGGAAAGAAAUAAAGAGAUACGGAGUUCUCUUUACGUGUCUGGCCUCAAGAGCUGUUCAUUUGGAGACCUCUUCCACGCUUGAAACAGACGCCUUUAUUAAUGCGCUGCGACGGUUCAUAUGCCGCAGGGGACCCAUCCGUCAGCUAAGAAGCGACCAAGGAACGAACUUUGUGGGAGCCAAGCAUGAGCUGAAAGCUGCUGUCGCAGAACUCGACCACAAGCGUAUUAAGAGGGAACUUCUAAAAGAAAAUUGUGAUUGGUUCACUUUUACGAUGAAUGUCCCAUCUUCUAGUCAUAUGGGCGGGGUUUGGGAACGGCAAAUCCGCUCUGUGCGAAGUGUUCUUUCCCCACUUCUCCAAGAUAACAGCCUCCAGCUCGACGACGAAUCGUUAAGAACUCUCAUGUGUGAAAUGGAGGCUAUCAUCAACAGCCGGCCAUUGACGGUCGAUCUCCUUGCCGAUCCAAGCGCGCCAAGCCUGUUGACGCCCAAUCAUCUGCUCACGCUGAAAACAAAGGUAGUUCUUUCACCACCCGGCGUCUUCCCCUCAGCCGAUAAGUUCAGCAGAAAACGGUGGAGACGUGUUCAGCAUUUGGCUAACGAAUUUUGGUCCCGAUGGCGCAAGGAAUAUCUUUUGGGCCUUCAGCAACGGCAGAAAUGGACAGGCCCUCGACGUGACAUGUGUGUCGAUGACAUUGUUAUCCUCAAGGAAGAUAAUGUCCCACGCAAUCGUUGGCAGCUGGCACGUGUUGCAGCAGUGCACCAUGGCUUGGAUGGACGCGUACGUACGGUCAGGCUAGCCCUUGCGGAUGCCUGUCUUGAUGACAGAGGAACAAGAACAAGUGCAGUGAAGUUCCUGGAGCGUCCAAUCCAGAAACUGGUCUUGCUGAUGCCCAAGGAUGAUUACAAGAAGGAGCCCCGGGGUGAAUCCCAGCCGAGGAGCCUUUAACCUUAGAUAUUUGAACACCUUGAGAUUUAGAACGUUUAGUCUUUAUUGAUAAGUUUCGUUGCGUAGUGAAACACUUCAGUGUUUCAGGGGAGCCAUGUUGAUACGCGUCAUUUGCGUGACGGCGCUUUAAGUUACAGUUACAUGCGUCACUUGCGUGACAGUGCUUUACGUUACAGUUAGGUUCUUUAGCUAUUUUUGGAUGUGAUUGAUUUAGUACGUGCGGAGCGUGUGUGUGGAGUAGACAUUUUUUGCUGUGGUCUACAAAAAGAGAUUAUAAAGGCCUACGGUGUCGCGGGACAGAUAUUUUACGAGAUCAAUUAAUAAAUGUGAUGUGAAUGUC